AUGCAGCCCAAAGCCACUGUGUACCCUCUGGCCAGGGCGGACUCCCCACAAGGCCGCCACUCUUUCGACUUCUCUAAGUCAGCCCUGUCAACCCAUAACGGCAGAUACAUUGAGCUUGACGACUUCACCUCGUUGAUGAAUCAGCUUCGCAAUGACAGAGGACAUGUGAGUUCUCCUAAAAAGAGAAGUCAGUUCAUCUAUAUCCCAAACACGCUAUGGACGCGUUCGUUUGCUAUCGCGGUCGUCCUUGAGACACUGGCUACAGUUGGGAUCGAAAGCUUGGUUUUUGUUAGGAUGUCGAAUCAGCUUGCUAAAAUUGACAAGGGCAGUGCAACGACGCGCAUUCGGUCAUUCCUUGGUCUCUACAUCUUCGCACUUCUCUACGAACUUGCGCUGUCAUACGAUGCUUUACGACGCAAGAACACCUUCCAACAAGCAGGUCUCUGCAUUUGCAAUCUUGGCCUUUUUACUUAUGGCGUCCUUCAAAUGAGAGAAAUUAAGAAUACUGUCAGGGAAGUGGUGGCCGACACCACGCGCAGCAUGAACAUUUUGGGGAUGCACCAGAUCGAACUUAUCCUGGUUCCGGUCCUUUUGGGUCUUGGUACUGCUGUCAUGAUACUUGUGACGUGGAAGCUUCGUGCAGAAUUCUCUUGGUCAAUCUACAAAGAUCUGAGCGCAGAUCUGCGAAUGAAUCGCCGAUAUACCGUUUACCAGGUCUACAUAAUGCUCCUUAAAUUCGAUUGGUUUUUCAUUUUUGCCACACAACUCCAGAUCCUGCUUUCCAUUCAGGAUCUCGAUAAUGAGGGGUUUGUGAUCAAUGCGGCCAUGGUGCCUGUUGCCAUCAUAGCUCUAUCCUUAUCAGCCCUGUUUUGUCGGCGAGAAAAGCCCAAAUCUCUAUUCAUGAUGAUGAUCUCCAUGGUUGCCAUUUUAACGACUAUCAUCAGAACCAUAGCUCAAAUGUACCGGUCGGAUGACAGUAGUAGUCUUGGCUCGUUCAAGACCUCCCUGACUUUAUUUGCUGCAAUUGCAACUUUGUUGAUCAUUUCAACCCUUGUCAACUCAGUUUGGUGUAUGAUGAACUUUCACAAAGGAUUGAAAGAUUACGUCGAACAACUUCGAGGCAGGAAGCCAGCCUCUUAUCCAUCAGGGCCUUGGAAUCCAGAGGUGAACUCACGCUUUGUACUCAACUAA
Aspergillus calidoustus is the source of this 1191-nucleotide messenger RNA. Lineage: Eukaryota; Fungi; Ascomycota; Eurotiomycetes; Eurotiales; Aspergillaceae. The record is from the annotation of a GenBank genome assembly.